This is a messenger RNA of Oncorhynchus keta (chum salmon), 3404 nucleotides long. It is a transcript of the gene lamp2, whose product is annotated as lysosomal-associated membrane protein 2. The record is from RefSeq and is a predicted model, not a curated record. NCBI's taxonomy places the organism in Eukaryota, Metazoa, Chordata, Actinopteri, Salmoniformes, Salmonidae. The coding region runs from base 84 to 1301 and encodes 405 amino acids. Gene Ontology annotation, cellular component: membrane. The transcript has 9 exons.
UCCUCUCGAGCUGCACUUGGAAGGUAGCUGAAGUCGUAAGCUGUUGUCGCUUCCUGAACAGGUCUUUUGGCUACCAAGUCAUCAUGUUUCGCUGUGCGUUUCUGAUUUUGUUCCUCGCUCUUGGAAAUGAACUCCAUCUAUCACAUGGGACUGAAGUGUCAGUCAACAACACGGAGAACAAAUUAUGCCUCUACGCCAAUUUGAUGGUCAACUUCUCAGUCGCAUAUGAAGUUGGUGUAAAUAAGAGUGAAACUGUUAUUUUGGUACUGCCUGAAAAUGUGACAACCGAAGGGAGCGCCUGUGAUAACACAACAUCGACAUUGAAACUCAGUUUUGGAGAUGGGCACAGUUGGACAGUGGAUUUCACUAAAAAUAACAAAACCUACCAAGUAGAUACCAUUAUCUUCUCCUACAAUCUCAAUGACUCAAGCGUCUUCCCCAACUCUACAUCAAAAGAAACCAAGUCUGUGACGGUAAAGUCAAUUAUCACCAAUGUGAGUGUGGACACCUACUACUCCUGUAAGAGUGCAGAUGUCCGGACAGUAGAGUCUGUCAUUCAGACACUGUAUGAUGUUGCUCUACAGGCGUUUGUGAUUAACGGCAGCAAAAGUGACACCGACACCAUAUGCUCCGCUGACAUGACCACCACUGUGGCGCCCACCACGACCGUUACCACCACAGCUGCCCCCACUUCUACCCCUACACUGCCCACGCCCACUACUGGAAAGUACAGCAUCGCAACCGACGUCAACAGCACAGCCUGCCUGAUGGCCACCUUCGGCCUACAGAUCGGCUACAAGCAAGGAGACAAAGAGGAGACCAUCAACCUGGUGCCUAAUAUGACUGAAGUGGGCGGAGCCUGUAGGGCCAACAGCAGCGAUCUCAUGUUGACAUCCGAUACAAUCACCAUCGUGUUCAUGUUCAGCAACGACGGCAAGAAGUUCCAACUGCACGCUCUGAAUGUCACAGUGAUACCAGCCACUGGGGCUCCCGUCGUUGCAGUCAAUACCAACAUGUCCAUUUGGGCGGCGGCGGUAGGCAGCUCCUACAUGUGCAACAAGGAGCAGACCUUAAACGUCACCGACACACUCACUCUUUACACGUUUGAGCUUCGCGUCCAGCCCUUUGAAGUCAACAAAGGCGAAUUCGCUACAGCGGAGGAUUGCCAAGACGAUACGACAGAGAGCUGGCUUGUUCCUAUAGCGGUCGGGGUUGCCUUGACUUUACUGGUCCUCAUUGUGUUGGUUGCCUAUUUCAUUGGAAGAAAGCGAAACCAGGGCACUGGCUAUGAGCACUUCUAAAUUAUUUUCACUAUGCUGAGGCUAUAACUUUGGUCAUCUGGAUAAUUGUUGAUUUAAUUUGACUUAUAAACUGUGCAGAGUUUACUUAAUGGUGAAAUUCACCGGAUGGAAAGCUCUUUCUCAUGAAACAAUGACUUGGAGAAGCGGCUGUGUUAACGAUGGCAUCUAACAGUUGUGUGUGUAAUUAGAAUUUAUUGAUUUUGAUUGACACAUCUUAUAUUCCUCAUCACAUGGUUGACUAUAGAUGGCUGGUGACCAAAUGUUUUCCUAAUUGCAAUUAAUGCCCAUGCGCUGACUGACCCCAAUGAAUAUGUCUUGGUUCUGAACUUGCUGCUUUUAAAAAAAAUUAAAUUUCUUCCAUGUCUGUGAAGGACUUAACCAAAUCCUGUUUCUUCUCUCCUCUUAACUCUGGUCUUUUCUGCGGACUAAUCACUAGCAUGCUAUCAUUGCUAACCCUUCUUCUCUGUCUCUUCUCUGUGGCAGCCGUGGAGUGCUUCAUGGACUCUGAUUUGAGCUUUCUGGUGCCCAUUGCUGUGGGCGUGGCCCUCAGCUUCCUAAUCAUCCUUGUGCUUAUCUCUUACCUGAUUGGCCGGAGGAAGAGUCGCACUGGCUACCAGUCUGUAUAAUCCAAUCACAGCUGCUUUUGCCCCUACCAUUCCCUCAUCCUCCAAGCCCCUCACAACAUGUUCCCUGUUGCCUCCCCAUCCCCAAAGCUUCUAUGGCAUCCAAAUGUUUCUUUAUAUUUCCCAUGGGUCUUUCCUUGAUGUUACCCUCAGCAAAUUCCCUGUUCACACUCCUACCCUACUUCUCACCCCAUCCAACAGUUCUUUUGAAAGUCCUUUUUGUAUGACUGAAGUCAUCAAGCAACAAAACCUGUCAAAAUGAUCAGUGGUUUUACACCAAGUGUGUUUGGAUGUAAAUUGCAUGGAGUAUCAUGGCUCCUCUUAAUAACAGGGCAUCAGUUGUUUAUUCCCAGAGGUUCAUAUGAAUGAGGCUGUUUUCUCACACUGUUCUGUUGAUAUCCUGUAUUAUAUUUGUGUACAUUUUAAUUGCUCUCUUGUAUAGAAUGAAUGUUCGUUUUUGAUGAAUAGAGAUGUCAAAUUAUACUGAGAAAAUAUUGAAAGCGCGUUGAAAUUUAGAGCCAAUGUUAUAUCUAAGUAUCCAUUGGUAAAUCUUUGCAGAAUUAGAAAAUGCCAUUUAUUUUUAUGAAUUCCCUCAUUAAAUUAGCAGAUUCUUAAUUGUGAUUGUACCCCCUGCACUUAUUUCUCUUAGUCGUAGUACAAUAAAAGGGUUUUGACUAGAAUGGAUAUAGCUUUUGUCAGAUUUUGCUUUUCAUGGCAGGUUAGGAGAAUUAGGUUAGGAGAAUUAGGUUAAGGUUAGGAAAUUGUAUUCCUUUCUAGCCAUGACCCAAUGAAAGGGACUAACUUUACAAAGACACUGCUACUAACCAGCAUUUGGAGCAGUUGCAUAAAUGUCAUUUUGAUGUUUGUAUUUUCAUUAAUGUUAAAGUCCCUUUGGAAAGGAGGAUGAUGGCAUAGUCUUGGGUCUGGUAUCAGAAAUGGCCCAGUUAAGAAAUCUACAAGAACUGGGUCAUGUUCGGUAGGGAGAAAGUUUUGAAACUUUAUAAACUGUGAGGUACUGCCUGAAAAAUAGAAAUUCUCUUGCAACCCUUUUUGCUACCGCCUAUCUUUCUGAAUGUGACCCAGGCCUCAUAAUAGGAAGUAUAAGAAUUUACCAAAGCCUGGACAGCAAGGAACUCCUUUCUAAACCUCCCCAUCUCAGAGCAGGUAAAUUAACAGCCACUUUUUUUUUUGGAAAAACAGUCAAAUGAAUUCAGUGUGUUUUGACCAAGGAUGCUAUUUCCUUACUGUUCUUGUAUCAUGCUCAUUAUUCGGUGUGAACUUCUGUUUUGUACCAAUACUUAUGAUUAUACUGAUCCUGGUUAAGUUUGCCUCUAAGAUGUGGUUUUGUGCCUUUUUGUUGCACUACUAUUCCCCUUAUAACAAAGUCUGUCUCUUAUCUCAUGACGAUUGUGAAAUGAUGUUAGCUCGUUGAACUAAAGUUGAGGGAAACGUUUAAAUAAAGUUGCUUUCCUGUUUUGUA